CUUCGCCAUCGGGGCCCCAACUCCAGCGAGCGGCUGAGUGGUCCGCAUGGGAGUUCAACGCGGGUCUGACCCAGAAGUCGACAGUUACUCCGGUGCGGUAGUUACGGAACGACACACUGAAUUGCUCGGGUGAGUGUUGGAAAGCUCUCUAACGGCUGGCGGACUGCAAUUUCUUCUGCUUUCAAAGAAAGUGUUUGAUAGUUUCUGGCCCCUGCGGUAGUGCUCAGAACGAAAGGUCGGACUGCGACCAGUUACCCUCGGCGCUAGUGCAACGAGUUCUCAGUUCGCGGUGUUGACACGCGUGUUUCCAGCUGAAAAGUGAAAAGUUUACUUUUGGUGGAUUAGAAACAGUGGCUGGAGCGCGCUUAGUUGAAUUCCCUCUGGACCUUGGAAACCAACCGACUUCACCAUUCCCGGGGAAACGAGGAUGAGGCAAAUCGGAGGAGAGAAGGACGAUCCGCUGAAACGGAUCCAAGAAGAAAUCAACGAAGUCGCUAGACGGGAACAAGAGUUGCGUGAAAAGAUGCAACUCCAACAAAAGUCCACGGACUCACAUGAAAGUCCGUCUCCGAUGCCAGCCGAUGAGGCUUCAAACUGUGCAGGCACAGAAGAAGUUCACUCGGACGAUUCAGGGAUUUCAGCUUCAUCGAGUCCCAUCAACGGGACAUCUGCCAAUAUGAAGCCGGCUUACAUUCGACCAAGCAGCUACUCGGUCAGCGCCAAAUUGCCACAACAGAAAUUUCUGCUUCGCGCAAGCUCCACACCACAAAUCACAUUGACAGGGCGCCGUUUCAACAUAAGCCCCGCCCAGAAGGGAAUUAUGCAAAGAUUCAUCGCUUCCAGAGGGAAACUGGGAACGCCGUCACCCCCAAACAAUCAGUAUAUGCACUCGGCUCCGAUCCAAGGACGAGAUAACGGCAAUCCUUUGACUAUUGAAUUAAACAGGAAUAACUUAGACUUCCUGAAAGCUCCGAUUGUGACACCUCCAAUUAUUGAGCGGGAUCAGGAUGGGCGGCCUAUUCGCAGAGGCUUUGUUCCGGUGGAGGAGAAAAUUCAAAAGGAAUUGAGAGAUUUGAAGACACGAGAGUCAGAAUUGAAGCGUCAAAGGAAGCUUAGACAAUCACAACCUGAUAUUCUGGAUUCUAUUGAAGAUGAGGAAUACCAAUCUGACGACUCCGAUGUUGAGCAUUGCUUCGCUCCUGGAAAACUUCGCGCAACUAAAUCGAUCAGUGAACUCUGUGAUAAUACAAGCAUUUCACCAAGCAUUACACCCAGUCCAAAUUUCGAUCGCAAAACACAAAACCAUCAGGGGAUGCGCCCAGCUAUCUCUCUUGCCCAACUAUGCGAUCUGGAUCCAGAGGAAGCGCCAUCAUCACAUGACCUCAUUGCCAAAUGGGAAAGCCUCAUUCAGAAAAAUGCCUGAAUUGCGCAAACUUUAUUCACAAAAGAUAAUACGAGUAAGCAGACCAUCCAUUACUAUCUAAUGCUUGGAUGGUUGAAGAAAGUGAUUGUUAUUUCCCCCUGUUAGCCACACGCAUAUUUAUGAAUAAAUAUUAUUGAUUUGUAUUUAAA
This is a messenger RNA of Hermetia illucens (black soldier fly), 1572 nucleotides long. RefSeq lists its product as uncharacterized. The record is from RefSeq and is a predicted model, not a curated record. The transcript is spliced from 4 exons. The coding region runs from base 428 to 1423 and encodes 331 amino acids. Lineage: Eukaryota; Metazoa; Arthropoda; Insecta; Diptera; Stratiomyidae.